This is a messenger RNA of Desarmillaria tabescens, 603 nucleotides long. RefSeq lists its product as uncharacterized. The transcript has a single exon. Lineage: Eukaryota; Fungi; Basidiomycota; Agaricomycetes; Agaricales; Physalacriaceae. The record is from RefSeq and is a predicted model, not a curated record. The coding region runs from base 1 to 603 and encodes 200 amino acids. Gene Ontology annotation, molecular function: nucleic acid binding; zinc ion binding.
AUGGCCCAAUCCAAUGGCCAGAAUGGCCAUCGAUUGAACUAUGGGACUCGCUUUCAACCCCUAUCCUCAUUGGGGAAGAAUACUGAACAGUCUCAGUGGAAGAAGAAGAAGGCAGCGAAACUCCCGCCAACACCUCUAGCGAGGACGAAGCCAUCCAUGUCUUUGGCGUUGAAUUUCAGCACUGAAGACAUCUUCAAUACGAAGAAACCUGGGGGAGACUGGACCAAACCACACCUGCCAUCUGAGGUGUUUUGGACCAUGUCUCUAGACCCCGAACUGAGAGAGAGUGUCCUCUCUCUCUCAAGAUAUAGGGGUGCAUCACACCCUAAGGAAAAGGAUGAAGGAAUGAAUAUGGAACGCCUCAAGAAAGAGAAACAAUGUUUCAGGUGUGGACACACUGGACAUCAGCAGAAGGAUUGCAAAUGUGAUCACGAAGGGAGCGGUUCACCAAAAACUCUGAACAGAGGAGGACCCACUUCGCACGGUGCCAACAAAUGGGAUUCGCGGAAGGACAAUGCCUUUGCUGUGGAUUCCCCAGACAUGUUAGACAGGACACAAAUGUCCGUCCGACAGAUCCAAGUGAUGCUCUGCUUGAAAAAGUAG